UAAAUACAGUGGAUUUAUUACGUUUUCAUCGACGCGGUUGUGUGGUUUGCUUUCAAAUGAUCAGUAUUGCUAAUCAAAAAUUACACAGGGACUUUGCGAAGUAGAUAGAAGCAGUGCAAGGGAUCAAGUCGCUUCGAAAAGGCGACUUGAUCUGACAGAAACUGUAGCUAGCAAGCUAACGUUAGCUUAUCUCGGUAAACGUAAAUCUGUCAAAAGGGAUGCCGCUGCAAUCCAAGUCAGACGGAUUCAGGGGAUCUUUGGACUUGAUGUCGUCUCAUUUAAUCGGCAUAAGAAGUGUUUCGAUAAAAGCUUUAACGAUAAAUCAAUCUCGUACGAGUAUCUUUUUAAAUUGCUGAAGUUUAGGGACUAACUGCUCUGACACAGUCAGUGCUUGCUAGCUAACUUGCAUAACAACAACAAAUCUGUUGCGCGUCGUUACCCGCUAAGAGAAACAUCAUCAGUGAAAUUUGUAAAGACAUUUCAGUUUCACAAAGAGCGUCGACGCGUUAUCUUUGGCAGCAAUGAAACUGUUAGAAAACAGCAGUUUUGAAGCCCUGAGCUCUCAACUCUGUGUUGAAACGGGAGAGUCUCGCAUCCUUGGAAGGAUCGAGAGCUACUCCUGCAAGAUGGCUGGUGAUGACAAGCACAUGUUUAAGCAGUUCUGCCAGGAAGGGGAACCGCAUGUCCUAGAGGCCCUCUCGCCCCCCCAGUCCAGCGCCACCAGCCCACCCCAACUGGGGAAGAGCAGUGAGGAUGGUGAGAACCCUCUGAGUGACAAGUGUUGCAGGAAGACGUUGUUCUACCUCAUCACCACGCUCAACGAGUCAUUCAGGCCCGACUACGACUUCAGUGCAGCUCGGGGCCACGAGUUCAGCCGGGAGCCCAGCCUCAACUGGGUGGCGAAUGCAGUAAACAGCAGCCUGUACUCAUCAGUUGGAGUGGAGUUCAAUUCCCUGGGGCCAGAGCUGUGGAACUUCAUCGACCAGGAAAUUAGCCUGCAGGAAUGUGACAUAUACAGCUACAACCCUGACCUGGACUCAGACCCCUUUGGUGAGGAAGGCAGCCUCUGGUCCUUCAACUACUUCUUCUACAACAAGAGGCUGAAGAGGAUUGUAUUCUUCACCUGUCGCUCCGUCAGUGUCCUGAGUGGGUACGGCCGCGGUUGUCUUGACAAUGAGUUGGACAUGGAGCUGAAUGAUGAUGAGGAGAUAGAGGGAUUCACUGAGGACAGGUUCCCCAAAGCUCUCUGUGUCUAACGCUCUCCCGAUGGAAGACAAGCCCAUGCAGGCCAAAUAUGUAGGCCUAUACAUCCUCCCCGUUUGUUUUCUUUUCAUCUGUUUUUUUUUUCUCUCUGUCUCAAUGUUUUGUAGAGCCUGAGCCAGAAAGCCGUUUGCUCAUUUAGAGGAAGGAUAUCCCGACAAGUGCAUGUUUCACAUCAGCUGGAUCAAAACCAUACCGUGAAGGACAUUUUUGAAAUGCCCAUGGUAUCUAGAGUCUCCCGUUUACUGUGAUCUUUAUCCUCCAUCAUGGUCCCUGACCUAAGAACUGACCCUAUGCCUGGUCAUUUGAUGGAAGGACCUUCCUCUGAACCGCAAGGCCUUUCGAACCACGUCCUCGACUCCAAACCAGCCUCUGCUUGGACGCUGGACUCUGAAAGAAACCGUCCCAAGACCUAUUGGACUGGUCUUGGAAGUUUUAUGGUCAAGAGAGACCAUGGACAGCUAACCCUGACAAGCACAUUUUCUUUUAUUGAAGAUCCCACCAAAUGUCAGAAAUCACUAAGUGAAGAUGAUUAAGUCCACAGUUCAACUCCGUCAUUAAUGAAAGGGGAGGGGCUAAUUACAUCUGUGUAGGUCCAAUCUCACGCUGCCACACUGGGUAAAGGGUGGUACAACGAGCCAAUCCGAUUGAGUCUAUCCAGCUGAUUUCCAUUUGACUUUUUCCUCCUAGGUGUGGCUUAUGUUUGACAGUGACGUUACUGUGAGAACUGAACUUUCAUAGCACCGUGUAUUGAAACAUGCAGCAUUAGUAGUUAAACCUUGUAAUAUGUUAUGUUGAAUCUACUGCAAAAAUAAUCGAUUACAAUUUUAUUUUUUUAAAUGAUUAAAUAUCUACUGCACACGA
Molecule: messenger RNA, 2124 nt
Organism: Salmo salar (Atlantic salmon)
Lineage: Eukaryota; Metazoa; Chordata; Actinopteri; Salmoniformes; Salmonidae
Gene: maf1b
Product: MAF1 homolog, negative regulator of RNA polymerase III b
Biological process (GO): negative regulation of transcription by RNA polymerase III
Cellular component (GO): nucleus
Molecular function (GO): RNA polymerase III core binding
Source: RefSeq, a predicted model, not a curated record